Messenger RNA from Bipolaris maydis ATCC 48331, 2101 nucleotides. RefSeq lists its product as uncharacterized. NCBI's taxonomy places the organism in Eukaryota, Fungi, Ascomycota, Dothideomycetes, Pleosporales, Pleosporaceae. The record is from RefSeq and is a predicted model, not a curated record.
ACGCCCCCUUCUUCGCCUCCUAUAGCCCCGCCCGCCCAGUCACGCGGGCAUAUAUAACACAUCUCCGCCGGCACUACACGGCACAUACACGACGCCAGAACAGCGGGUUCGACCUCUGGGCCGCAGCAGUAGUCGCAAGUCUCGCCGUUGGCGGCGCUCUUCUUGUGCCUUUUAUACCAAGCUCCUCAGGGGCAGAGACCGCAAAAGCCCCUCGCUCGACCCAGGCCGCUGCCUACGACUUUGCAGACUCGUAUCUGGUCAUGGCGCCAAACACGCCAGCCGGCCGGCCGGGCACCCUCACUCCCGACCAGGAAAAGAAGCUGCGCGAGCUUUGGGGCAUCGUGCUAAAGAUUUUUGGCGUCGAGGUGGGGUCGGACGAAACAAACGGGACAGCCGCACCGGCCGACGAGGAAGUGCUGUCGCCUACAGCAGACGGGAAAAAGGACAAGAAGAAGAGCCGUUUGCAUGUCUUCAAGAGAAGCAAGGGCGACAAAAGUGCAGACGACAAAUCGUCGACGGCCUCGGAAGCGUCGACUCCUACUGCAGACCUCAGCAAAUUAUCCAUAUCUGCCGAAGACGACAAGUUUGGCCAGACUGCAGAGUUCAAGGCCGCAAUAGCAAACAUUCCCCCAGAGGAGCUUCGGACAACGUUUUGGAGCAUGGUCAAGCAUGACCAUCCCGAUGCGCUCCUCCUUCGCUUCUUGCGCGCCAGGAAAUGGGACGUCGAAAAGGCGCUGGUCAUGAUGAUCUCAACAAUGCAGUGGAGGCUGAAUGAAAUGCAUGUCGACGACGACAUCAUGAAGAACGGCGAGCUCGCCGCUCUCGAGACCACGGCGGCCGACGCAAAGGAGAAGAAGAAUGCAGACGACUUCCUGGCGCAACUGCGCAUGGGCAAGAGCUAUCUGCACGGGCUCGACAGUGAGGGAAGGCCAAUGUGCUUUGUUCGCGCAAGAUUACACAAGGCUGGUGAGCAGACUGAAGAAAGUCUGGAAAGAUUCACCGUCUACUUGAUCGAGACGGCGCGCAUGCUGCUGAGGCCGCCGAUUGAUACAGCUACUAUCGUUUUCGACAUGACCGACUUUUCCAUGGCCAACAUGGACUACACACCUGUCAAAUUUAUGAUCAAAUGUUUUGAAGCAAACUACCCCGAAUCUCUUGGGACCGUCUUGGUCUAUCGCGCACCCUGGGUGUUCAACGCCGUCUGGGCUGUGCUCAAGGGAUGGUUAGAUCCUGUUGUUGCCGGCAAAGUACACUUUGUAAAGAAUGUACAAGACUUCAGUACCUUUGUGCCCAAGUCGCAGAUUCCGACCGAGUUGGGUGGAGACGAAAAGUGGGAGUACAAAUAUCCGGAGCCCGUACCUGGUGAGAACGACAAGAUGAAGGAGGAAGGACCGAAGCAAGAACUACAAAAGGAGAGGCAGGAGAUUGUAGACAAGUACGAGGCUACAAUAGUUGAGUGGGUUCGUGUUGGUGACGGCGCGUCGCUGGAAGAGAAGAGGAAAGAAAGAGACGUGUUGGCGGAGCAGCUGAGGCAGAACUACUGGAAGUUGGAUCCGUAUGUUCGAGCACGUUCGCUGUACGACCGCCUGAAAGUGAUACAAGACGGAGGCAAACUCGAUUUCUACAGUAAGACGGCCGAGCCUGCUGCGAGCACACCCACCAAAGCUGGCGAGACGAGCGCCGACGACGUUGACUAGGACUUUGAAGGUUUGGGUGCUUGGCUGACCAUGGUACUUUGAACUCUCAACACCCAGGCCAACGGUUCGAGGCAGUAGAAUAAACAAAGCGUUAUUUUUUUCUGCACGCGCACGCAGCCUCUAGAGAUUCUCCUUGGUGGUACUCGAGCUAAUGAGGUGGCUCUUGUCUCAAGUCCUUUGUUUUGUUGGUACUUUCUUCUUUUCUUUUCUUGCUUUUUACCUUUCUCGUUCUAUCAAGCAUUGCAACAAAGACAAGGACUGAAAAGAAACGGAAAUUAGACAGGCAUGGGAGGAGGAAAAAAAACGGACAGAGACAGAUGCAUAACCAGGGGUAUGCAGUGUACACAUGGAUUUACAUGUACAGCACUCUAGUUGUCAUAAUAAUAUUCCCCCUCUUUCUUUUU